Molecule: messenger RNA, 1683 nt
Organism: Cryptomeria japonica (Japanese cedar)
Lineage: Eukaryota; Viridiplantae; Streptophyta; Pinopsida; Cupressales; Cupressaceae
Product: anthocyanidin-3-O-glucoside rhamnosyltransferase-like
Exons: 1
Coding region: 12-1406 (464 amino acids)
Molecular function (GO): UDP-glycosyltransferase activity
Source: RefSeq, a predicted model, not a curated record
UGGAUGCAAGUAUGGCAGAAGAGGCACAACUUCAGAUACUGAUGCUGCCGUGGUUGGCACAAGGUCAUAUUAAUCCUUUCGUUAAUCUUUCCAAGGCCUUGGGAAGCCAUGGGGACGUGAAAGUCUGGAUCGUAUCAACCCCUGUCAAUAUAUCCCGAAUAAGAUCUCGCUUGCAGGGGGAACCCAUCCACCUACUGGAGUUGCCAUUGCCGUCUGUGGACGGACUGCCCCCUGGCGUCGAAUCUACAGCAGACAUUAAACCAGAAUCAGCCCAUCUCCUUCACAGGGCAUUCGAUCAAUUGGACAAGCUGUUUGAGAGUCUUUUGCGACGCCUUUCGCCAAAUUUUGUGGUGUACGACGUCGCAGGGCCCUGGGCCGCCACCGUCGCCUCCCAACUGGAAAUACCGAGCUUUGUGUUUUCCGUCUACAGUCCGGCGGCAUUCGGUAUUUUUCUUGGGCAUGCCAAGAGGGCAGGGAGCAGCAGGGACGUGAAGGCGGAAGAUCUGAAACAAGCGCCGGACGGCUAUCCCUUACCUAGCGUCUCGUGGAAGAUGUUCGAAGCCCGCCUCAUGUUGAGCAACUAUAUUGCAUUAGCAGAUCGCAUCUGGGUUUGUUGUCAGCGAUCGUGUGGAAGGCUGAUAAAGUCGUGUUUUGAAGAGGAGGACAAGUAUCUGCAAUACUUAAACCAUCUCACUGGAAAGCCAGUGAUUUCCAUUGGUCCAUUAAUGCUUCCUGAAGCCGGUGCGCCAAGGGAGGAUACGUCUGGAAAUUACCUGAUAGAGUGGCUGGAUAAGCAACGGCCGUCGUCGGUGGUGUUUGUAUCCUUCGGGAGCGAGUCGUUUCUGUCGGUGGAGCAGAUAACGCAAUUGGCGCUAGCACUGGUGGACAUUGGGCGGCCCUUUCUCUGGUCUUUGCGAUCUUCUGACGGAACAUCCUCCGCAUUGUCGUUGUUCCCCGAGGGUUUUGAAGGCCGGACACGUGACAGGGGGCUGGUGGUUGGCGGUUGGGUGCCUCAGGUGAGUAUCGUUUCGCAUCGUUCGGUGGGAAGCUAUGUGACCCACGGUGGGUGGAGCUCGGUGAUGGAAGCAUGGCUCUACUCUGGGUUGCCGCUGGUGUUGAUUCCGUUGCGGCAUGACCAGGGGCUUAACUGUCGACAGAUUGCGCUGGAAUUGAACGCGGGAAUUGUGGUGGAGAGGAAUGAGGAGGGGUGUUUUAGCAGGGAGGACGUAUGUAAGGCAGUUUCGAUGGUGAUGGGCGAUGGAGAGAAAGGGGAACAGAUUCGAUCGAGGGUGAGAGAACUACGUGGUGUUAUAGACCUCAACACAGGACGUCAACAGGCGUAUAUGGUAGAGCUAGUUAACCACUUGAAGAGGCUUCUUAUCUCCCGUAAAGAAACAUCUGUGUAGCCGAUAUUGGUGCCUUUGACUAUCAAUAAUUGAGCAUCAUUCUCUAAGCAUCGCUCUUUCUAUGGAGAGGAGCAGGAAUCGGGUGGGAUCUAAUAAUUAGAUGAUAUUUAAAAGUAGUAUCGAAAGUUCUGGUAUAGUUUAGGAUUUUAAAUGAUUUAUAAAAUAUUAUUAUAUGUAAUGGUGUUGGUUCUUUGUGAAGAAGCAUAAUAUGAUGUUAUUGGUAGAGUAGGAGGCUUUGCCUAUGGAUAAAGUGAAUGAUCUUAUCAAUGGUUUUAUU